UCACUCCGUGGAGUCCCAUGUAAGCGUUUGUUCGUUGGUCCCACAUAUAUCAUUUUUAUUCAUCAAUAACAUGACAUUUUAGUUCCAUAACACUGACUGCCACCUGAUAUCAUUACGUGCGACAAUCAUAACGGAUUAACAUAAUAAUCAACGAGCAAAACCCACAGUGAGGGAAAUUGAACUGAAAUUCUGAACUCUCGGUACUGAGUACAACGACACUCCUGGGUCGUUGACCAUCAACGUGCUACAUCAAAUCAUACCAGCCGAAUAAUAACAAUAACACUGGUUCACUGGGAGAUCAUAAGAACGGAGAUAGCUGAGGGUUUUUACUCACGAGUGCACGUUCAAAAGAUCCAGCAGUUUAUUCUCGCAGCGACGCAGCUGUUCAGGAUUGUGCCAAAAAGAAAUAAUUCGAGGUUGAGAAAUGGAGGGAGCCCUCACGGAAUUCGAGGAGAGUGUGAAAUUCGAUGUGGACGAUCCAGAUUUUCUACCGACUACCCUCCUUAAAUCAACAAGGACGCAAGCUGCUUUAGACCUUUCCACUCCCGGAAUCACUGUCUCCAUGACGAAACUUGAAGUAUCGAAUCAAGUUGGAAGUAUGUCUGUAACAUCAGUUCAAACUACCACGGAGAGUCUCUCCCGUCACGGGAGCAACAUUUCCCUGUCGCGCCACAGUCUCACUGGAAGUGUGGACGAUGGACUCCAAGACUCUCAUCCCCAGUAUCAAGACACUAUCCUCACCAUCGAGGAACUUCGGGCUCAAUUAAACUCCUGCUUUACAUGUGGUGUUUCGUGGAGCGAAGAGCACGUGUCUCUUGACUGCAGUGAAUGCGGUGGUUAUUCACUCCAGCGACCGUGUCCGCUAUGUGAUGGCCGGUGUCACACCUCCUGGAAGCGUGACCUCACCAUGUCCCAUGCGAGUGGCAAGGCACGAUGGAUUGGCGAGUGUGGGCUGAGUUGUGGUCCAUCACUUGACGAGAGUUUGGUUCCAGCACUGGAGAAAUUACGCGCCACGUCGUGAAUUUCUGAUGGUGAACGGCGGGGUCUUGAGGAGCUUAGACACGCUAGAAACAAGCACAAGACUUAAAAGCAAAAUCGCCAUCCAUUAUCGUGUCACAAUUUCAUUGACAUUUAAAAUAAAACUCGUCUACGUAUAUGUGGGACUUUUAAGAGUGAAUGGUAUGUGCGGCUAUAAUGUAACCAACGAGAGCUGAGACCUUUCUUUUACUCUCAUUUUAUUCGUAUGAAAGCAAAAAAGAAGGAAAAUUAGAAGAAAUAAUUGGCCCGUUGCGCAUCUCGCAACCACGUAGGUCCAUCAUAACAAAAGGUGGUUUUUGCCUGUGCACAAAACAUUAUAAAAAUGCAAACGAAUGCGCAAUAGGUUUAGAAAAAUUAAUGAAUUCUCACUGAGACGUGAAUUCCUCACUAAUUCGACGUGAUUCGGCAAAAUAUUGACGUUACCAAGGAGUAUCCAUCGAAUGAACGUGAAACACUCGUCAGCUGACGUAUUUGGUUGUAAUGCAAAUCGUCGGCAGUCGUCAUGUUUCUCAACAUCUGCGUUUUAAAAUCAUUGUAAUGCUGGGAUGAGGGGAUCCAACACGAGAUCAUGUCGUUUCAAGAAUUCACGAUUUGCGAAUAUGAAUACUCGUUAACGAAAGAAUUGGCAUCUGGAUGAUAAAAUGUAGCCAAUUCUAGUUUAAUUGUUAUUGUCGAAAUUUCAUGGUAAUCAUUCAAUAUGCAUUUGACUGACUGGAAUUAGACUAAUGAAUAAUUCGAUAUACUUACGAAAAGCUCACCUCGUCGAUUAAUGUCUGUUUUUGUAUGCCAGGAAUUUAAUAAUUCAAGUAAGAAUAUAUGAAUAUCAUAAUCACGAUUAUUCAUUUUCAUUAAGUUGAAGUAUCUGUAAUCAUUAAGUUAAUUUUCUUUUCUAAAGUAUUAAAACUUAAAUUGUGAGGUUUUGAUUAUUAGUGUGCUUUGGCAAGAACUUAUCUUUCGUUGUACCUUCGUUUUAAUAAUCCAUUCACUUUUGUAAAAUUAUUAUUUAUGACGUAUUAAACGAUAAAUCAAAUACAUUGGAUUGCUCCAUUAA
Fopius arisanus is the source of this 2089-nucleotide messenger RNA. RefSeq names its product Pinocchio (gene Pino). NCBI's taxonomy places the organism in Eukaryota, Metazoa, Arthropoda, Insecta, Hymenoptera, Braconidae. The transcript is spliced from 6 exons. The coding region runs from base 425 to 1021 and encodes 198 amino acids. The record is from RefSeq and is a predicted model, not a curated record.